GGGCGGGCCGUCGCCAUGGCAAUGCACGAGUCGCCCAGGCCUUUUCGGCGGGCAGGAAGCGCCGGAGCUGCUACGCUGGCUGCUGGCGGGGCUGGCGGCGCCGAGCGGCCGGGGAGGCCCGCGCCUCUGCAGGAUGAAACCCUGGGCGUGGCGUCCGUGCCCUCGCAGUGGAGGGGCGUCCAGGGAAUUCGCGGGGAGACGAAAAGUUGCCAGACAGCCAGCAUUGCUACAGCAGAGGCAUCUGCCCAAGCCAGGACACAUGUGGAUGCCCAGGUGCAGACAGAGGCUCCUGAGCCAGUGGCCCUGGUACCUGUUUCCCAGCCUGACACGCUCAGGCUUGCAGCCUUUCUCCGGAGGGUGGAGGCCAUGGUCAUCCGGGAGCUGAACAACAACUGGCAGAGCCAUGCCUUUGAUGGCUACGAGGUGAACUGGACAGAGCCGCAGCAGACGGUGUCCUGUCUGCAUACCCUGGUCUACCCCCCAGCCCAAGGGCAGGGUCUGCAUGUGACUGGCAUUUCCUGGAACGCCACGGGCUCUGUGCUGGCCUGUGCCUAUGGUCGGCUAGAUGAUGGGGACUGGAGCACGCUUAAGUCCUAUGUGUGUACUUGGAACCUGGACCGCCGAGGCCUGAACCCCCAGCAGCCAUCAGUAGUGGUGGAGGUGCCCAGUGCUGUCAUGUGUCUGGCCUUUCAUCCCACACAGCCCUCACACAUUGCAGGGGGGCUGUAUAGUGGUGAAGUGCUGGUGUGGGACAUGAGCCGACCCGAGGACGCACUGCUUUGGCGCACAGGUCUGACUGAUGACACCCACACAGACCCUGUGUAUCAGGUGCUGUGGUUGCCUGAACCCCGGCAUAGCCACCGCUUUCAGGUGCUGAGUGCGGCCACUGAUGGGAGGGUGCUGCUCUGGAGGGGCAGUAGCGCUGGGCAGCUGCGGCUCUGCAAGGGCUUUGCUCUAGCUGUGCACCAGCUGCCUCGGAGCACCAAACUGAAGAAGCCACCCCGUGGAGAGACUGAGGUGGGGGUGACAUCAGUGGCCUUCUCCAGCUUUGACUCCAGCAUUUUUGUUCUGGGCACAGAAGGUGGCUUUCCCCUCAAGUGUUCCCUGGCAGCGGAGGAAGCUGCUCUCACUCGGAUGCCCAGCUCUGUGCCCCUUAGGGCCCCAGUGCAGUUUACCUUCUCUCCCCAUGGUGGCCCUGUGUACUCUGUGAGCUGUUCCCCCUUCCACAGGAAUCUCUUCCUGAGUGCUGGGACCGAUGGCCAUGUCCACCUAUACUCCAUGCUGCAGGCCCAGCCUCUGACCUCACUGCAGCUGUCUCACAAGUACCUGUUUGCUGUGCGCUGGUCCCCUGUGCGCCCCUUGGUUUUUGCUGCUGCUUCUGGGGAAGGUGAUGUACAACUGUUUGACCUCCAGAAAAGCUCACAGAAACCCACUGUUUCCAUAACACAAACCCAAGAUGGAAGUCCUGUCUAUUGUCUGGAGUUUAACAGCCAGCAAACUCAGCUCUUAGCUGCUGGUGACGCCAAGGGCAUGGUGAAGGUGUGGCAGCUGAGUACAGCUUUCACAGAACAAGGGUCCAGGGAGGCAGAGGACUUGGACCAACUGGAAGCGGAAAUAGCUACCUGAGGGCCACAAGGAGCAGCAGGGGCAGGGUGUCUCUCCAGGAAGGCUGUGUGCUAAGCUGGAUAAAGAGGAGCAAAAGCUUUUAA
Phodopus roborovskii (desert hamster) is the source of this 1709-nucleotide messenger RNA. It is a transcript of the gene Dync2i2, whose product is annotated as dynein 2 intermediate chain 2. The transcript has 9 exons. The record is from RefSeq and is a predicted model, not a curated record. Gene Ontology annotation, cellular component: ciliary plasm; cytoplasmic dynein complex. Gene Ontology annotation, molecular function: dynein heavy chain binding; dynein light chain binding. Gene Ontology annotation, biological process: intraciliary transport. The coding region runs from base 16 to 1626 and encodes 536 amino acids. NCBI's taxonomy places the organism in Eukaryota, Metazoa, Chordata, Mammalia, Rodentia, Cricetidae.